Suillus bovinus is the source of this 537-nucleotide messenger RNA. RefSeq lists its product as uncharacterized. The record is from RefSeq and is a predicted model, not a curated record. NCBI's taxonomy places the organism in Eukaryota, Fungi, Basidiomycota, Agaricomycetes, Boletales, Suillaceae. Bases 205 to 537 code for a protein of 110 amino acids. The transcript is spliced from 2 exons.
CUCUGCAUUGAACAGUUACGAGGUAUGUGAUAAAUGCCAUUCCAGAAACUCGUUAUCGGAGCAAUCUUACACCCUGGCACAGUGGCUACACAGGCCCCGCAACGUUGCAAACAUUGAUUCUCUCGUCGCCAGCCUCGAAGGACCUUAGGGCUUAGGACUCAUUGUGAUUCCAGACUUCAACUCGUCACGAUAGUGCUCUUCAUCAUGAAAAUUACCUCUGCUCUCAUCCUGGUGUUAGUUGCUUGUGUGCAGGCUCAGCCUUCAGUCAAUAUCUCGUCACUACCCAGCAGUAUUAUACUCCCGACCAUCACCCUCCCUCCGCCCCCUUCAGUGACUGGAUCUACGUUGACUCUGAGCGGUCAAACUUUAACACCGCCAAGCCUGUCAUUCGGGGCCACUGCGACGACGUCCGCGUCCACGUCAACGAGUACGACCGCCAAGUCCACAGGUGCAGCAAUGGCACGCUCUUAUGCUGACACUGAAUUGGUCAUGGGAGCUGUGGCAGCAUUCUUCGGCGCCUUCGCCUUUCUGGAGUGA